Messenger RNA from Andrographis paniculata, 980 nucleotides. Its product is annotated as stem-specific protein TSJT1. The record is from RefSeq and is a predicted model, not a curated record. The coding region runs from base 108 to 818 and encodes 236 amino acids. The transcript is spliced from 5 exons. NCBI's taxonomy places the organism in Eukaryota, Viridiplantae, Streptophyta, Magnoliopsida, Lamiales, Acanthaceae.
CAACUGCUUCUCUCUGCAUUCCAUUUUCCGGAGCCUUCAUUGCAGAGUGAGAGUGAAGCUAUACGUACAUCUUUGUGUGUAUCUAUAGAUAUAUAUCGGAGAGAGAAAUGCUGGGAGUAUUUAGCAGCUCGAUAGUAUCGCCGCCGGAGGAGUUGGUGGCAGCCGGCAGCAGGACCCCGUCUCCCAAAGUUUCCGCGGACAAACUGGUCGGUCGGUUUGUGGAGAGGAAUUCGUCGGCGGUGUCCGUGCAGAUCGGCGACGAUGUCAAGUUAGCCUACACGCACUUCAAGGAGUCUGCGUUACGGCCGAGAUCCUUUGCUGUGAAGGAUGAAAUAUUCUGCUUGUUCGAAGGGGCACUCGACAACUUGGGGAGCCUCAAGCAGCAAUACGGGCUAGCGAAAUCAGCGAAUGAAGUCCUUUUGGUGAUUGAAGCAUACAAGGCUCUUCGUGACCGGGCGCCUUACCCUCCAAGUCAUGUUGUUGGGCACUUAGAAGGCAACUUCGCCUUCAUAGUUUUUGACAAGUCUACUUCUACUUUAUUUGUUGCCACUGACCAAGAUGCUAAGGUUCCUCUCUACUGGGGUGUCACUGCUGAUGGAUGUCUUGCAUUUGCUGAUGACAUAGACUUACUCAAAGGAGCUGUUGGAAAGUCCCUUGCAUCUUUCCCCCAAGGAUGUUUCUACUCAACCGACAUCGGGGAGCUCAAGAGCUACGAAAAUCCCAAAAACAAGAUCACUGCUGUCCCGGCGAAAGAGGAAGAAAUCUGGGGAGCUAAGUUCAUGGUUGAAGGGCCAAGCAUGAUUGCAGCCACAAAGUAGAAAAGAUGACUUCUUUUCCCUUCCCUAAGAUGUCUGAAUGAUAGUUUCAUAUGUAGUAAGUAAGUAAGUAAGUAAGUAAGUAACCUCUGUUCCAUUGUAAUAAGGUGUGUGUGUAAAUUAAUGGAGUGAAAGUCUUAUGGUGCUUCCUGUGAUUGAUCUAUC